This is a messenger RNA of Nezara viridula (southern green stink bug), 4784 nucleotides long. The record is from the annotation of a GenBank genome assembly. NCBI's taxonomy places the organism in Eukaryota, Metazoa, Arthropoda, Insecta, Hemiptera, Pentatomidae.
UUUAACUUUCUUUAUUUAAUUGUCUUCAUUUCUUUACAUUCUUAUACUCUUUUGUUUUUUAUCAGUAGAUUUAAAUAAUGACAAAGUUAAAAUAAGAUCUGUGAUCAAUUUUCUUAAAGCUAACGAUUUGUUAAACAAAAUUUAAAUUUUAUUUAAUUUUUUUACUUAAUAAUUUAUUAUUGAAAUGAAGAUUAGAUAGACAUUGAUGACCUCAAGGUUUUUUUACCUCUAAGCCCAAAAUAACAACAACAAUAACUCUUGUGUUUGACUACAGUAAUAAGUAAUUAAUUAUUUUUAAGUUAGAAAAAAAAAAUUUACAUGAGUAUUUAUUUUAUUACAGGGAAGAUGACAAAAAGCUCUUUGAAAAGAAUAAAUUUUUAUUUAAUCAUUUAGCUAUUAACAACUUAAAAACUGGAAAUUUCGGCACACUUUUAAGGAUAUUUUUGAAAAAAUCUAGUUAUUUACUUCAAUCUUCAAAUAAUGCAAUUGCUAGAUACAGUUUACAGACAUAUAAUGCUUUGCUUGUUACAAGGUAUUACUUGCAACACCUUGUUCAUAAAUUUCCUGAAUGUGAAGUCAUAAAACAUAUUGAAAGUCAAGGAUCCAUGAAUAGAGAUGCAUUUAAGGCUGAAUCACUGAACUUACAACUUAUAAAUGGUCUGAUGAACAUUUUAAUAGCAUUACCAAUUUUUAAUGACACUUAUCCUGUUCAUCGUGAAUCCAUCAAUGUUUUUCUGGUUUUGUUGUCAAUUGAAUUAUUUACAACUGAGUCCAUAACUGAACUUAAAUUAUACAAUAUCAUUUUUGAAUCCUGUAAAUCAAGAGAUCUAGGGUUGGCAUUAAUCACAACAUUUUCAAAUCAACAAAAGGGUUUAUCUCAUCAAGGCAGUUCCUUCUUUGGACUAGGUGACAUUAUGGGAUUUCUUCUGUCUGCAACUGAAAAUGAAGUGCCUGCAUUGUGCAGAAAUGCAGCACUUCUAUUGAUUGUUCUAGUUAAUCAGUAUGUUGCCUUUUCUAAUCCAUACAGAAACGUCCUUUCUUCAAUUUCAGAUUUCAGUAAACUUUAUCACAGCAUCUGUAUUGCACUUGAAUAUGAAGAAACCACAUUACUAUUAUACCAUCUUUUACAUAGAAAUGAACAGUUUAAAACAUUUGUAUUAGCUCAGUCAGAUAUAGACGUACUUGUAGUGCCUAUGCUCCGUGCAAUUUAUCAUGCAAAUGAUAGCAGUUGCCAUCACAUGUAUAUGUCUUUAAUAAUAUUACUCAUUUUAACAGAAGAUGUUGAGUUUAACAAAAAAGUUCAUGAAAUAGUUCUAAAAAGUGUACCAUGGUAUGUUGAUAGACAACUUUCAGAAAUAACCUUAGGUGGCUUAAUUAUCCUGGUAACCACAAGGACUGUUCAGUAUAAUUUAUUGAAAAUGAGGGAUGAAUAUCUGCAUACUAAUUGCCUUGCUGCAUUAGCGAACAUGUCAUCUCAAUUUUCAAACCUACAAUCUUAUGUAUGUCAGCGGCUUGUGGGGCUUUUUGAGGUUUUAGCCAAAACAUACAAUCGUGCUAGACAAGAGCUUGUUGCCAUUGAAAAAGCCUUAAGAAUUAUUUUGGAAGUACUGAAUUCCUGUUUAUCAAAUCAGCUAAUUUCUAAUACCAAUUUAAUAUAUACAUUGCUGUACAACAAGCAUAUUUUUGAUACCUUUCGGAAUAAUCCUGCAUUUCAAGAUAUUAUCAGCAAUAUCACUCAGGUUCUGGAGUAUUUUAUAUCCAAAUUAGAAACUGAAAAGGACAUGUGUACAGAUGUUGAUACAGUUUUAAAAGUAAUCGUUGAUUCCUCACCAAAAUGGCCGUCUCACAGAUUGCAGAAAUUUCCAGAAUUGAAAUUUAAAUACGUCGAAGAAGAGAAACCGGAAGAAUUUUUCAUUCCUUAUGUUUGGUCUUUAGUGAGCGAUUAUUCCUGUGUUUAUUUACAAUCAUCUUCUUUUAAAAAAUGUUAAUGAAUAACUUAAACUUUACUUGUUUUAUAGUCCAAUAAUUUGUUAAUACAUUUUUUAUUAUUAUUAUUUUUGAUCAGACUUUUCAUUUUUUAUUUAUUAAUAAUAUAACGUAUGAAAAUUUCAUUUUUGAUGAUCAAGUUUAAAACAUUCACGAGAUAUGCCUACCUAAAAUUAAUAAUUUAAAGUUUUUUAAAAAAUGUUUAGAUAUUAAACUUUAUCAUAACAAGCUUAAAAAUAUGAUUGGAGCCAAAAAGAAAACUUAACAAUAGAUCUUGAUUUUUGUCAUUAAUUUUUUUCAUUGCAAUCCAGAAAUUUUUUUUUCUUUGUGAAAAAUAAUGGAAUAUUCAUAUCUUUGUGUUUAGCACUUGUUCAGUUAAUUGAGUUAACUAUUCAAUAUUUAUUUACCUAGUUACCCGAUAAAGUGGAUAACUACUAAAUAUUUUGAUAAAGAUCUACUAAAUAAUUUUAUGUUUCUAAUCGUUUUAUAUAUAUAUAUAUAUAAAAUAUUAAAAAAUGAUCUGAAUGUCAAAAUAAGGAUUAUCUGUCUUCCUAUCACUAGUGCUUGUGAUAAUUGAGAGAUGAAUUAUUUAUCUUAUUUCUGUCACCAUAUAUCUCAAAUAGUUAGGCAUCUAUUUAAGACUUUAAAUUUUUGGUAGUGUGGAGAUGGUUGACUGUAGAUUCUAAUUUCAGAAAAAGUUAGUUGGGGGUGCGGUAAAUAUAUAAAAUACUAUAUUACAUAAUAGUAUGUUUAUUGCACUGUCCAACGUUUUGACCUAUGUUGUAGUCUUCUUCAGGACUAAAAAGAUAUGAAAAAUAUAUGUUAAUUGGGUACUUGUGAACUGUGUGGUCCCCAAUAUUCUUAUCUUAUCUUACAUCACCUUCUUAUCUUAUGUUACGUCACAUAACCUGCCUUUUUAUCUCGUGUAAGCUGUUGUAAAAUAUAUCUAUAAGGAAAGGAAUGUGGUUAGAGGGGUCGAAGAUUACCUUUUCAACUGCUUUAAAAUUAAUUUAUAGGUGGUCUCAUAAUUUGACAACAAUACAGUGGGGCAAAGACUAGCUGAAACUAUCGAACAGAUGUAUCAUAAUGUGGAACAAAUUUUUAAGAGAGGUUUGUGCCCAUAACAUGUUAUACCGGUCAACUAAGAAAAUUGGAGGGCCUGGGAAAGUCAUUGAAGUAGACGAGAGUCUUUUUUCUAAAAGAAUAAAUCAUGUAGGGAAAGUUUUCCCUGAGCAAUGGAUGUUUGGCGGAGUUUGUCGUGAAACAGACGAGUGUUUCAUCGUAAAAAAAAAGGAAAAAAAGGCAAGAACUUUAUUAGAAUGUAUUAAAAAUAAUAUAGAAGAGGGAAGCACUAUUUAUUCUGACUGUUGGAAAGGAUACAACACCCAACAACUGAAUGAAGCAAACCAUCAUCAUUUGCAGGUAAAUCACAGGUAUAACUUUUUUGAUAGAUCAACUGGAGUCCAUACUCAACAUUUAGAAUAUUUAUGGGGCUCAGCUAAGUGGAGAAAUAAGAAACAUCGAGGAACUGCUAGGCAACACCUCGAUUCAUAUUUAUAUGAAUUUUUUGUGGCGGCGGACUCACAGAAAAGAGGACCUGUUCCAUGCUAUUUUAAAUAACAUUAAGCUACUUUGUCUUCCAAAAUAAAUUAUGAACAUAUAUGCGUAAAGUGAAAGUGUUUUAUAUCUAUAUAUGUUGUAAAAUCAAAGUGUUUUGUUAUUUAUAUUUCUUAUUAAAUUAUAAUAUUAAUAUUUUUUAUUAAUAUAUUUAUUUUUGUUAUAUUAUUAUAUUUGUUUUUGUCUAUAUCAAUUUCAAAUCAAAGGGUUUUGUUAUUCUUACAUUUCUUUUCGUCUAUUUCAAUUUCGAUAAAUAUGACAUUUGAUUUUGUCUAUUUCAUAUAUAUGUUGUAAAAUGAAAGUGUUUUGUUAUUAUUACAUUUGUUUUUGAAUUUCAUAUGAAGAUAGGGAUUAUCAGUACCUUAUCAGAGUUAUCAGUGUUCAGGUUAUAAAUAUUGGCAGAUAGCAGUCCAUGGGGACCAGACUGUUCACAAGUACUGUUAAUUGUUACAGGGUACCAAAAAUUAUAAGUAAAAUAUUUAUUAAUAUUGAAAUAGUACAACUUAUUAGAGAAAGAAAUUGUGGAAAUCUCAAUAUAUCAUAAGUGAUGUGGUACAAUUACAGUAUGGUUUGAAAUACAAUGUUCUUUAUACAUAAUUGAUUUGACACUGUGUAAUUUAUUCAUUAAUCUGAUGAAAAAUAACAAACUGAGUUUAUCAUAUGAUAUUAAAAUGUAAAAAAAAAAGUUAUGAUAAUGUAGAAUGUUCCAGUAAAUGUAAAUGACAAUUGACAUUUAGUUCUAUUUGAUAGAGGUAAUGGAUUAUUAGGAUAUCUGGAGUAUAUUAAGGGUAAUAGGUAGUAGAUAUUUUAUGAAUAAAAAUAAUAAUAAAAGUCAAACAGAACAUUCAGUACGGAGCAGUACGGAGACUGGCAAUCUGAUGUUGGUAAGGUAAAAAUGUGGAUCUAAAAACGUUCAGGUAAAAAGGGACUAAAGGGGUUGUUAAAAUAAUUACUGGUCCGUUGUCAGAAAAGUCCAAGUAGAUGAGAUAAGAAAAAACCAUUAUGCCUUAAAUUAUUACAGUGAUAGUUGCAUGAAUUGAUCAAGUAUUAGUUAAAGUAUUAAAUACACCCAAGAAGAGCAGGGACAGGUAAUUGACAUGUACUUGUAAAUGUGAACUAUGGUGUAGGGGAUUUUGAAAUCCGUGAAUGAGGUCGCAUUUUUAUGGUGAGCGUAUAAGGAG